AUGUUAUUUUGGUUACAGGUAGUUUUUUGUUCAACUCCAAUAUUAGAUUUUAAUUUUUUAGUAGAUCUAGAGAAUUCAUCAAACUACUUAAAAGCAUUUGAAAAUAAAGGAUUAUGUGAAAAUGUAGGUAUACAACGAAAGUUUCAAGAAGCGACUAAGACAGUAGAUAAAUAUUUAGAUGAAAAUCCAGUUGAUUCUAAUUUGCUAAAUGAUUUGGCAGAUUUUAUAGAAGAAAGUUUAAAUGGCAGGUAUGAAGAUGUUGAUUAUGAUUUAUGUGAUUUUUUGUCAUCAAUCAAUGCAGAGAACAAUUUGAUGCCACCCAGUUGCACAAGAAGUACACUUAUUACUAAUGUAUGUAAAAACCAAUGUUGUACAUUAGAACAAUCGAUAGAUGACACGACACGCUUUAAAAAUUUAAACAGUAAUGAAAAUGAUACAGCGGAACACUCUUACGUUAAUACAUCUUUGAAUGAUGAUACUAAUUUAUUAUUACAUAAAAAUCAAAAUGAUUUAAUGCAAGAUCAAUAUGCUAACUCGGAAAGUAACACUUUUUCAGAAAAAAAUAAUAAUGUUUUGAUUUCAUCAAGUCAACAAACUUACAAUGUCGGGAAUAAUAGUGUAAAUGAACCAAAUGAUUUUCAAACAGAUGCUUUAUUUAAUGUUGAUAUUUUAUCUACGAUUAAUAACCCCGGAAGCAGUUCUUCUUUUAAUAAUGCUUACAGAAAUGGUAUUAACGUAAAAGAUAAAGAGAAAAGACCGAAAACUAACAAAAUAUUUAAUAUACAAACAAAUGGUAAUAAAAUAACUUUGAAAUCUAAAAGAAAAAAAAACACCAGCAAAGAAACUCUAAAAAGUCAAUUUACAGCUAGCGAGCGCGAACUUUUUGAAAAAUACAAGGAAUCUGAAGGUGAAUUUAGAAGAUUUUUUAAACUUAAAAUUAAAAAUCAAAUACCGCAAUUUAUUAAGAAACUUGAAAUAUCUAAUCUUUCUGAUGACCUUAAACAAAAUUCAAUUUUUGCUCUAAGAAAUCUUUCAAGUUUUUUAGAUACGAUAAGUGCAACUAGAAUUAAUACGAGGAAAAAGAAAAAUAAGAAAGAAUUUUUAAAUUCAUUAAAUUUAGCAUAUAAUCAAUUUAGCAAGUAUGCCUUGCUGUCUCAAAAACUUUUAAUUUUUAAAUAUAUUUGUAAAAAUUUGCACAGUGUUUAUGAUGGCGGUUUUUGUUGUAUUUCUAGUUCUGAUUUUAAUGAAGUUAACAGAUUUAUAUUUUCUGUUAAAAAAAGAUUUAAUUCAUUUUACAGUAGACUAUCAAAAUUAAGAGAAAUAUUUGAAAAAAAAUGA
Vairimorpha ceranae is the source of this 1338-nucleotide messenger RNA. RefSeq lists its product as hypothetical. Lineage: Eukaryota; Fungi; Microsporidia; Nosematidae. The coding region runs from base 1 to 1338 and encodes 445 amino acids. The transcript has a single exon. The record is from RefSeq and is a predicted model, not a curated record.